AGAAGCAGGCAGUCCCAGGAAGACCAGGAAUCAGACUGCUGAAACACCCACACACACAGCUCCUCUUGACCAGUGCCCACGUAGAGUAACCACAGCAGAGGACAGGACUGUGACCAAGAAGCUACUGGACCCAACAGUUUAAAAUCUCUCAAGACCUUUUAAAAAAGAUCUCCUGGUCCUGUGGAGCUGCCCCCUCUCAUAUCAAGGCUAAAUCAUGACAACCUUGCUUCUUCUGUGUGCAUGUUUACAUGUCAUCUCAGCAACUCCAACCUUUGGAGACUUCUCUGACGGAGACGUGGACAGCACGCUGAGCGUCAGCAUUCCCGUGGAGAAGCCGCUGCGCCCUCUGAUGGGGGCGAAGGUGGUGAUGCCCUGCUACUUCCAGGACAACACCGUUCCCGACCCCGGCGCGCCCACCAUCGCCCCCCUCGCCCACCGCAUCAAGUGGAGCUACAUCUACAAGGGCAAGGUGUCCCUCGUCUUGGUGGCCUCUGAUGGCCAGGUCAGGGUGGAGACCGACUACCUGGAUCGUGUCCACCUCAUCAACUACCCCUCCAUCCCCACCGAUGUCACCAUGGAGAUGACCGAGCUGCGCUCGUCGGACUCCGGCUCCUAUCGCUGUGAGGUCAUGCACGGCAUCGAGGAUAACUAUGACUCUGUUGACGUCCAGGUUCAAGGGAUUGUGUUCCACUACCGAGCCAUCUCCACCCGCUACACACUGACGUUUGAGAAGGCCAAGGCUGCCUGCGUCCAGAACAGUGCUGUUAUCGCUACCCCUGCUCAGCUCCAGGCCGCCUACGACGAUGGCUUCCACCAGUGUGACGCUGGUUGGUUGGCUGACCAAACAGUCAGGUAUCCGAUCCAUGAGCCCCGGGAGGGAUGUUUUGGGGACAAAGAGGACUUCCCUGGUGUCCGCACCUAUGGCGUGAGAGAUGUCAAUGAGACUUAUGAUGUGUACUGCUUUGCAGAGAAGAUGUCAGGCAAGGUUUUCUAUUCCAUGUCUGUUGAGAAGUUCACCUUCAUGGAGGCGAUUGACCAAUGCACCAACCUGGGAGCCCGACUGGCAACCACUGGGGAGCUCUAUCUGGCCUGGCAGGGUGGUAUGGAUGUCUGCAACGCAGGCUGGUUGGGCGACAGAAGUGUGCGCUACCCAAUCAACAUCGCACGUCCUCAAUGUGGGGGUGGGCUUCUGGGAGUCCGCACUGUGUACCUGUACCCCAACCAGACCGGCUACCCCUAUCCUGACUCUCGAUACGAUGCCAUCUGCUUUGAAGAGCGGGUGGAGGAGGUGGUGUCGGCUUCACCCUCUCCGUUCCCAGAGCCCGAGUGGAGCACCACCGAGGGACACUUUAGCGUGGGCACCGUCACCAUCAGCCCUGCGCUCUACCCCGCCCACUCCACCACCGAGGGCGAGGUCCGAGCCCAGGAGCCUACCGAGGUGCCCCUGCCCUUCCCCUCCACCACCAGCACCUCCAUCAGCCCUGUCACGGAGGAGGCCAUCAUGGCGGCUACCGCCCGGCCAGACACGGCCAUAGAGCGGCCCAAGGAGAACCACACGGCAGGUGUGGUGUUUCACUACCGUUCUGGCUCCAGGCGUUAUGCUCUGACCUUCGUGGAUGCCCAGCUGGCUUGCCACAGUCAGGGCGCAGACAUCGCCAGCCCCCAGCAGCUCCAGGCGGCCUACGAGGCAGGCUUCCAUCACUGCGCUGCCGGCUGGCUCAGUGACCAGACAGUCAGGUAUCCUAUUGUAAAUCCACGAGCCAAAUGCUCUGGAGACCAAGAGCAGCAGCCUGGUGUUCGCUCAUAUGGCCUUAAGGACGCCAGGGAGCACUACGACGUCUACUGCCACAUGGAGCAGCUGAGGGGGAAGCUCUUCCACGUCAGCACUCUGGCCGGCCUCACCUACUACCAGGCUCAGUCUUACUGCAGGAGGCAGAACGCUACGCUGGCCUCCACGGGGGAGUUGUACGCGGCGUGGAGCCAGGGCAUGGACAGCUGCCACCCCGGCUGGCUGUCUGACCGCAGCGUCCGCUAUCCCAUCCGCAACCCGAGGCAGAACUGCGGAGGAGGGCGAGUCGGGGUUCACACCGUCCAUGUGUACCCUGGCCAGGCUGGCUUUCCCAGCCCCUACGCCAGAUACGACGCCUACUGCUACAGAGCUGACCUGUCCAUGCUGAUCUCCGAGGGCAUAGUGGACACAACUCACAUGGUUUCGGAGUGGAACAUGACCGUAAUCACAGAUCUUCUGAGGCCUGUGCGUCCCACCAUCUCUCCGAUGUUCGUGGACGUUUCUGGCUCUGGCUCUGGGGAGGAGUCCACUGAUGGCUCGGGGGAAGUAUCGGGCAGCGGCAGGCCAAGCGGAGUGGAGUCCGGCUCAGGUGUUGAUGGAUCUGGCCUCACGGUGAUCCUCCAGGGCAGCGGAGAGCAGCUCUCUGGACAGGGCUCUGCGUCCGGCCUUCCUGAAGAGGCCACGGAGGGCAGCACCAUCACACUCCCCGCGGCCUCCGGAGAGAUCUCAGGGACGGAGGAGGAGAGCGGAGAGCAGAGUGGAGAGGAGAGCGGAGAGGAGAGUGGAGAGGAGAGCGGAGACUCCAUGAGCGGAGAGCAGAGUGGAGAGGAGAGCGGAGACUCCAUGGUCGUGCUGAUUGACAGGGAGCUGGUCGACCAGUCCGUCACCCCUACGAGAGCGGAGCAGGAGCUGGGCAGGGGACCCUCGGACGUCAGCGGUUCCGGGUUCCUUAGCGGCGACGUCAGCAGCAGCAGUGGCUCUGCCUCCGGCUUCCCAGAUCUGACCUUCGUGGACCACAGGCUGAUUCAGCUGACGGGGAGUGGUCAGGAGGAGCAGGAGGUGUCCGGCGUCCGGCCCGUGGGCUCGGGCGAUGCCAGCGGCUUCGGCUCGGCGUAUCCGUCCGGCUUCCUGUCAGGCUUCCCGUCCGGCGUCUCUCAUCGCCCCGACGGAGUCGUCCUGAGGGAGAACGAAGUGUUUGAGGUGACGGAGCAUCCCAGGGAGACGGAGGAGCAGGGUCAGGGGUCAGUGGAGGCCAGCGGGGCGGAGCUGCCCCCUGGCUACACCCACGAGCAGUACGCGGGGGAGUUCAUGAGUGGAAGAGGACCGCAUGGGCACGAGAGCGGUCAUGACGCAGAGGUGAUGCCCACUACGACUUCGACGAUAGAGCCAGACGUGUUCCCAACAACAUGGGCUGACCUCACCACAGAGUCCCCUGGCAGCACCACCAGCCCCAGCGGCGUGGUCAGUGACAGGGUCAGCACCACCACUGUGUCCAGCAUCACCACUGCCUCCUCCGUGCCACUGCAGACGCCAGCCGUUGUGGAGGAGCCGGCUGUUGAAGAUGGUGAUGCUGAUCCUUGCGCGCCCAACCCCUGUGGCUCUGGGUCAUGCUCAGUCCAGGAUGGCAUCGCUGUAUGCCAGUGUCCUCCAGGACAGACAGGAGAUGACUGCGCCACACCAACGCAGGGCUGUGAGCAGGGCUGGGAGGAGUUCAUGGGGAGCUGCUACCUUCACUUCUCGGAGCGCGAGACCUGGGGCAGCGCUGAGCAGCGCUGUCAGGAGCUCAACUCCCACCUGGUCAGCAUCACCACCCCAGAGGAGCAGGAGUUUGUCAACUCCAAUGCGCAGGACUAUCAGUGGAUCGGACUCAACGACAAGGACGUACAGAACGAGUUCAGGUGGACGGACGGGACUCCGAUGAGCUUCGAGAACUGGAGACCAAAUCAGCCUGAUAACUACUUCAACGCUGGAGAGGACUGCGUGGUGAUGAUCUGGCACGAGAACGGCCAGUGGAACGACGUUCCCUGCAACUACCACCUGCCUUUCACCUGCAAGAGUGGACCAGUCAUGUGCUCUUCGCCUCCUGAGGUGGAGAAUGCUAGACUGAUGGACACCCCCAAAAAUCGCUACCCUGUCAACUCCAUCGUGCGUUACCAGUGUAACGAAGGCUUCACACAGCGCCACCUGUCUGUGGUGCGCUGCAUGCCAGAUGGCCGAUGGGAGGAUCCCCUAGUGGAGUGUAUAGGCAGUAGUACCAACAUCAGACUGAGGAAACGAUCCCUGAAGCAGCAGUCUAAAGUGGCAAGCAGUCGGACAUGGCGGAAACACCUCUAAACAGGACAGAAGAGACUAACAUUAGGGAAAAAAGGAUUCUGUUGUUAAAAAAUAUUUCUAUACAAGACAUUUUUGCCUGACAAAAACAAACACACGUAAGAGAGAUUGCCCAGCUUAUAUAAACAUUGUCAAACAUUUGGUUUUGUAGUCUGCCUGGCUAAUCGGAUUUAAAAGUGUUACUUUGUUCUGACUGUAAAGAGGAGUAAGUUGAGGAAAGAUUGCUAAUGCUAUAGUUCCAAUGAGACAUUUUUUGCUAAAUUUGUGAACUGUUCUUCUGUAAACAGACCCGAAGUUGGUGUUAAUUUAGAGAGAGAAAGUAACUCCUCAAGUCCUACAGUAGCACACGCCAUCAAAGACAAAAGGCUGCCUUGACUACAGUUGGUAAUUAUGAAAAGCUCAUAGUUUCUUUUUUAAUUUGCAAAGUUUAGUAUAUUUUUGUAUUUUGUUUUCUGUUUUACUCAGGACCACAGAGAGUACAAGUAUCUUUUCCUGAGAAAAAGACAAACAAUUCCCCAUUAGCUCAGCCACUGGGAUCCAGCAAAAGACUCACAUUUCUUACCUGUCUUACAUUUAGACGGAGCGACUAAGGUUGUGGUCAAUCAGAUCAGUAACUUAGUUUUCCUGAAUAGUCAGAUCUAAUAUAUUUUCUGAGAUUACAGAUUUCACUUUGUAGUGCAUAGCACUUCAGUUGCACCACUACCAGUGACCACAACCACACUACCGAUAUAUUAUUUCAUUUUAAAAUCCAUUUCUGUUAAAUGGUUAAAACAAUCCCUGGUUGUGAUAAAGUAGUUUCUUUCUCUAUAAGGAGAAGACACGUCUCUAAAAGAGACCUUUGUCUGGUUGACAUUUACUGUGAAUGCCUUUUGGCCUGAGAGAUGGUACUUAACCAUGCUUGAUGACAUAAUGCACACUAUUUUGGCCUUCUAGGCAGAUUUGACACUACCGACUAGAUUUCACCAAACCAACAGAAGUAUUGAUCAAAUAAGAUUAUUGUGUCCAAACCAGAGUUUGAGAGAAUGCUUCAGCCUUGAAAUAUCUCUUGGUCCUGUGUGACAGAUCAAAAGGCAAGAGAAUGCCCAUCCAUGCUGUUUUACCCAUUUGACUGUACAGUAGAAAAAAGAUUAUGUCAAAACAUUGGUGUCUAAUAAUUGUCAAAUUACCAUCACUGUCUAACCCCUGAAAUAAAUAUUUGGCACCAAAUAUAUUGUAUAAUAGCAUGGUAAUUUAUGAUCCUGGGGUGGAAAAAAAGAUAUGUGCUUGAGAUUGAUAUAAUGUCUUGCUUGUUGACUUUACCAUCGCUGACUAGCUAAGACCCAAAUGCAUGUUUCAGAGAAUGUACGUUGAUAGGAGCUAAAUAAGAAUGUACUGGGUAAGUGUGCAAAGAGGUGCAUGCGUGCUGUGCAUGCAUAGGUGUGUGUGUGUGUGUGUGUGUGUGUGUGUGUGUGUGUACAUAUGAGGGUAGGUAUGUUCAGUCCUUCUAAAGCACACUACAAAUGUGAUUCACUAUGUGCUGUAUAUGUGCCUAUAUGUCUGAUGAAAGAACCUGGUUUGA
Alosa sapidissima (American shad) is the source of this 5678-nucleotide messenger RNA. It is a transcript of the gene acanb, whose product is annotated as aggrecan b. Gene Ontology annotation, biological process: cell adhesion. The record is from RefSeq and is a predicted model, not a curated record. The transcript is spliced from 19 exons. Gene Ontology annotation, molecular function: hyaluronic acid binding. Lineage: Eukaryota; Metazoa; Chordata; Actinopteri; Clupeiformes; Clupeidae. Bases 215 to 4123 code for a protein of 1302 amino acids.